AGCAUCAAUCUGGCCCCCUGAAAGUGCUCCUGUUGCUGCUGUGCCUGUUCGUUGUAACUGAAGGGCUGUUCUGUGGCUUAGAUUUACUGAGGAAACAGAGCUCCUAUCUUUCUCCUGUGCAGCUAUCUCCUUGGCAGCUCAGGAGGAAUGAUUUACUAUAGAUCACAGCUCUGUUUAAUUCUGUUUCCCUUCAGUAUCAUACUGUCAGAGCAGCAGAGCAAAACGCAGUAGUGCUUCCGGAGGAAGGCUGCUAUCAGAGGCCACCUCUGUAGCAGAGGCUGGAAGCAAGGAGGAACAGUUUACCAGGAAAUGCCUGUGUUCAUGUGCUGGUCGCUUUGGGGAAGGAAAAGGCAUCUCCCACUUGAAAGCUUCCUCAAUACACAACCCCAGGUUGUGUAUGAUGGAGCUGCACCAGUGUGAGCAGUACCAAGAACACUCACUUCUUCCCUCCAGAGCCUGGGAAAGGUCUGACCAAAGUUGUGGUCUGAAAGAAAAGUCAAAUUCUGUCCUUAAUCAAGCCCUAAAGUGGGAGUUUUUGAGUGUUUUUUGUUUGGGGGGGGUUUUGAUGGUGGUGUUUUGAUUUGGUUUGGACUUUUUUUGCUACCGAAAAGUCAUUACUUGCACAAAUCCUUGUAAGGAAAGAGCAGGGAAUUUCCUUUGGAAUUUGCCUGCCUGACACUCGAUAUGUCUCAGAUGUGUGUUAACAGAGAAAUGAAAAGAUUGCGCCAUAAAGUGAUAGGGGAUAAUGAGUUUAAUCUCUGUUUUGCUGUCCUGGGAGACAGAGCUGGGGCAAGGGUAUUGGCACUAGCGUUAUGGUUUUAUGGCAACCACAGAAAAUACCACCUUAACGUGUUUCCCUGGGGAAGGGUCUGUUUUCAGGGUCCCCAGCAAGGUGGAAUAAAGGAACCAAAAGACCUGAGCGUGGGUAAAGAUGCCAGGAGAUUUUCAGAUGAGAAGGAUAUAAUACCUGUGUAUUUUCUGCAGCUUGAUCUCUGCUUUCCCAUUCAGUGGCCCAGAAGGGCUCUUAACCUCACUGUGAUCUUGAGAAAUGCAGUAAAAAAACCCUUAACUUUAAUAACGUUAGUGACACAUCUAACCCAGGGCCUGAAUGAGCCAAUCUUUAGCUUCUCUGCCAACAAGGCAGAUAAAUGGGUGGUGAUUUGCUACUGCCAUCGGACAUAGGGAUUUUAAAGGAUGCUGGAGUGGGUGAGCACUGUUGUGGAAACCUUAACUGGACAGCAGGCCCUCAAAAGGGUUUCUGGAGGUGUGUGGUGGAAGCAGAGAGGUUGACAUCAGUACCUGGAAACUCAUUGGCUCUGGAGCUGGACCAGAAUAUCCAAGAGGUUAUUCAAACACAUGAAUCUUUUCAAGUAAAGAAUGCAACCACGUUCUGUCAAGGAGCGCCCAGUCCCCUACCAGCCUUUUGGGAUCCAGGACACUCUUCUUGUUUAUAAUGCUCUAUCUGGGUCUUUAACUUGUUUGGGUUGGGUUUGGGGCUUUUUGUUCCUAUGUGCCAUACCUUGCUGUUCUGGGCCAUGCUAAGUUACAGGCACUGGUGCAGAGCCCUGCAUGUUCCCAUUCUCUCUGGCACCAGGGAGCAUGUGGGUCAGUCCAUGGGACCAGUUGUAGCCCAGCAGAGCUGGGUGCAGUCCGAAUGGCCAGCAGCAGAGUGGGGCCAGCUUCUGCUCCAAGGGAGGUGGGAACAGAGGAGGCUUGUAAUUCAGGUAGCUGAUUAAUGUGGGGCAUGUGGGUAUCCUUAUCUCUCCCCAUCGCUGGGGUUUUCAGAGGAGAUACCGUCCUUGCCCUACUCCCCAUGUUGUACUGGGUGCUGCCUCCCUGCUCCCUGUCCUUUCACUGUGACUUAGGUUCCCUGUGGCCUGGGGUGGAGCAGGACCGGAAAGGGGCAUAGGGGAAGUUACAGCAGCUGGUAGGAAAUGGCAUUUUGGGGUGCUGCAAAGCAGCCCUACCCCAUCCUGUCUGCAGAGGUGGUGUUUUGGGGUGCAGCGGUGCAAGUCUGCUCUGUCUGCUGUGGAGCUGUGUUUUGGGGUGCUGCGGGGCAGCUCUGUUCCAUCAUUUUGGGGUGCCACAAAACAGUCCUUGCUGCAUACUGCCUUAUCCUGUGCCAGGGAUCAUGCUAGGGGAAGGAGGUCUGGCUGCACCUUCCAUCCCCUCUGCAUUCCCAUUUGCGGGGCAUAUGAUCAUGACAGUCUGUGGCACUGCUUCCUCCCUUGUGUGAUUUAUGGGCUGCUGCUCAGGAUAUGGCUCUGGGCUUGUCUCAGACAAAGCAAGAAUCCGGCGUGCUGUCAUCACCCUUACCUAUGUGCAGGCUGCAGAGGUAACAUCAUGGCAUCCCUCUCUGUCUCUGCUUUGGGCAUAGGGCAGUGGUUGUAACUGGGGACAGGAGCAGAGGAGUUCCUGAUCCUGUGUGCUUCUUUCCUCAAUCCCAUUUCUUCCUUGCAGCCCCAAAUCUGCCUGCAUGGAACCUGUUUUGCAAUAAACCUGCUGAACUGAAGGCAGGCAGAGUAAAACCAGGAGGCUAUAAAACAUUGUGAGCUCAACCCAUGUGUCUGCAGCAGUGUGGGGCACACGGUCCCCACAUGUACAUGUUGGUACUAGUUUGUACUGAUGAUGAGGAUGGUCAGAGCAUCACCCCGUGCUUCCCAUUGUGUGUAUCCGAUGUGUCCUCCAAGCCACUGUCAGCACAGCUCUUUUGUAGGUCCAGCUUCCCAUGGAUGGCUGCAACCUGCCUUGCUUGUCUGAAGCAGGUUUUAUUUGAGGCAGUGCCCUAAGGGUUAAGCCACAGUUGUGGGAUAGGGUUUGUAGCAGGAACAAAGAGGGCUUUUAAGGUCUGCGUUGGGCUGGGAAUAGAGGGAAUGGAUUGAGCCUUUCCCAGUGUGUUGAAUUACAAAGGUCAUGGAGACCCUUUUGCUGGGAGGCAGCAGUGGUUGAGGUCGCUGCUGGAAGAGAGAGAAAAGAAAUUGUGAAACUCAGUGAGAACAACUUCAUGGGGAGCUUUAAGAGCAGAGUGAAAACUGGAAUUGUAUCCUGAGAUGAAUGAGUGGUGAACACAAGGCUGGGAGCCAGGAGGCCAGGACUGCAGGCUUUGUGCAGGCCUUCUGCCCUGGGACUUUGGGGCGGGUUGGUUUUGUUUUCCCCCUCCAUGUAACAUUUGCAGCUGCCCUUACACAUGGCAUGUGAAUUUGCAGCAUCACUCCUGUAGCCAGCUCUUGGGCCUCUCCAACCGGCUCUGAGCUGACGGAGGAUGCAGAGAAUAAGAGGCAAUGCCUGGAAGGGAGGAUCUCUCCAAAACGCAGGCAGAGGAGACAGCUCUGGGUGCCUGCAGGCACAUUUUGCCUGGACAGAAGAGGGAAUUUGACUUUUCAAUGCCUGCCCAAGCUCAAACUGGAUUUCUCACAUGUACUCAAGGGGUAAAGCCCAGUUAUAGCCCCUCUGCUUCAUGCCAUCUAUUCAGGGUGCCGUGCGAGGGUCCAGCAAUAGAAGCCAGGGAAGGGAUGGAUGGCAGAAACAUCUGUUUCCCUUCCCACAGCAAGGUGGGAAGAGGACACAGCCCCUUUCCAUCUCCAGCUUCGGAUGGCACGAGCCAGCCGGCCGGCCCACCCAGGACGUGUAUGGAGGGCUGCAGGAUGUGCUGAGUCAACAAGAGCAUCCCCUUGUUGAGGGUGGGGAGCUGAUCGGGGCUGUGGAACAAUAAGGGCUUCCAGCCUGCAGGAAGGAUGAGCGCCAGCUGUGAAGCAAACGGUGGGCUUUCCAAUUUUAGCCAACUUGGAUUUGUGUUACCGACCAGAAAAGGCGGUUUAGUCCUUAAAACUUGGCACCUGGCCUUUCAGCUCCAUUCCCUGGCACAGGAUGAUGGAGAUCCCCCAUUUCAUGUAAAGAAGUUCCACAUCUGGUCUUUAUGUUGGAUCAAACGACCUUGGAUGUGAUUCUUGGAGCAAAAGGCUGAUGCUUCACUGGGCUCUGUCUAGGAGGUGAGAGCUGAUCCCAGGGAAUACUCCAUGAGGGCCACUGCAUCCACUACCUGUCUUAGCAGCCUGGAGGCUGCUCUACUGUCCAGACACCAUGGGAGAGCUGUAGGGAGCACAGAGCUGCUGUGAGAGCCCAGAAAUGGAAGGCUUCAGGGCUCUCAGAGACCAUAACAUCUGCCCGCCUUGGUAGAUGGCCUGUUCUCAGAUUUGUGCUCUGUGUGCCUGUUCUUGUAACCAGGAACCAUUUCAACACAAGGGUCAACUUUGUGUACUUGUUGCUGCUUAGCAUUGACAUUGAGAAAGCCUGAACUUCUCCAUCUGCUGUUGCCCAAAAUCCUCUCUCUCAUCCCCAUCUUCUGGCAUCACCUGUGCUGCAGAAGCAUGCCGCUAACAUAAAGGCAUCAAAGCCGCGGUGCUGGUGGAUUAUGACUGCAGGGGAGCUGUGUUGAAUCUGCAAAUCUCUGUUGUGCAUCAAGGACACAUCUGAGCAGAGCCACUGUGUAAACCGAAGAGCUGGAGAGGGCAGUGUGGCAGCUCAGAGGCACACCGUGAUGGUGGGAGCCAUUCCACGGCAGCCACGCCGCUUCUGGGGGGUGCCUGGCUGGCUGGUGUCUUCAGCUAAUUGUGCCAACAGCCACCCCCUGCGGGACAGGGAAGUUAAUCCGGAGCAACCUGGGGUUCUGCUGCAGAGAGAUGCUGUGCUGCAGUGUAUCCCAUAGUGGAGGGCUCACCCAGGUAUCCUGAGUGAGGGGAGGUCCAACUCUCACCCCCUGUCCUCAUACCCUGUCCUGUGGCACUUUACCGUCUCCUUUCUGCUACUGCAUGGGCUGUUGUGACUCCGGCUCCGCUCGGAGUCCAGGCAAGUGAGGCUCCAUGCGGCACAUCCACACGGAGACGUCCCUGCCCCCGGAACGCAGCGCAAACCCCAGCCUGUCCCAGCCCAGUGGAGAGGCACCCUUGGAGGCUUCCUCGCAGCACUGCACCCACCGCAGCAUCCUCAUGGGCUACAACGAGACAGAGAUCAAGCGCCAGAAGGUUUAUCAGGUCUCCAUCUUCUCGCAUCUCUCCAGCUCCUCGGGGAGCGCAGAGCAGCGGGCGGGCAGCCGGACGGCUGUCAAAAGGGGAUAUCCCGAGCAGCGCACUACAGAGGGAGGGCGAGACCCCAAACGAACUCAAUGGGGUGUCGGAGGGGUGGAUGGUAAAUGCGAUGUGGACCCUGGGCAGGCUUCCCUGGAUGAUGAUGAUACCUUUGAGGAUGGUCUGUUGGUGGAGGAGCUCUCCCUGUGCGGCUCUGCACAGCACUUCUCCCACAGCGGGCUGCGGGUAGUGGAGCACCGGUGUGAGAGCAGCCCUAUCCACAGCCCCAAGGCCAGCGGAGAGGACAAGUUGCAGGACGUCUCCUCUUCCUCCUGGCCCCAGCACAUUGCCUGCAGUACUUUGCACACGAGAGACGGUUGCCCUGUCUCUUCUGGGGAUCAGCCCAUAGACUAUGGGCAGAAUGGAGAGCGGGCAAGUGGCCACAGCUUGCUUCACCUUGAUUUGCACAAUAUUGCACACACAGCACAGCUGGACUCUGGUGGGAAGGAAGAGAAGUUGGGGAGCAGUCCGGCACACAGCAGCAGGGCUAGCGGAGAAGAGGGAUGGUCAGCAGUGCGCAAUGGGUGCAAGGAGCAGGCAGCUCCACAGACAGUACUAAGCCCUGAGCCCAGCAACCUGGGCUCCCUGGACAAGACACCCUGUGGGAGCAGCCAGCUCAGUGCCAGCAGCUGCCCGGCCAAGAGGAAGCUGCUGCCUGCUGGUGAGAUUGUGGCUGACUCCUGCUCCGAGGAUGAGAGCCUGUCCCCACCAGUAAGGAAGAAGAGGGUCCUGCCGUGCCAUCCUGUGCCCACAGCCUGCCGCAGCACUGAUGCCAAGGGGGCUCCUUUCUGGAAUCACCUGCUUCCCACGGCCAAGAGCUCUGUGGGCUGCACUGCAGUCGGGAGGAGGCUGAAGAGCGAGCUGCGCCUCAAAUCGCGACAUCUCCGGAGCAGCCUCCGGAGGGGCACCAGGUCCUCCUCAGCACCCUGGGCCACCACCACCAUCAGCCAUGCUCUGCUUGGCAACUUUGAGGAGUCCAUCCUGAAAGGGCGCUUUGCACCGUCGGGGAGGAUCGAGGGGUUCACAGCAGAGAUCGGCGCCAGCGGCUCCUACUGCCCUCAGCAUGCCACGCUGCCCGUUGAGGUCACCUACUUCGAUGUCUCUGAACACAGCGCGCCUUCACCUUUCCUGGGAGUGAUUGACUUGGAGGCCUUGGGAAAGAAGGGUUACAGUGUCCCCAAAGCUGGAACCAUCCAAGUGACCUUAUUUAACCCCAACAAGACUGUGGUGAAGAUGUUCUUGGUGACAUACGACUUCCAGGACAUGCCUGCCAACCACAUGACCUUCCUACGCCACCGCAUCUUCCUGGUGCCCGUGGGGGAGGAAGAAGGGGCCACCAUGGCCCCCAGGGACCCAUCAGGCUCCAGCCCACCACGCAGGGUCCUGUGCUACCUGAUGCACCUAAGGUUUCAGAGCUCCAAGUCGGGGAAGAUCUACCUUCAUGACGACAUCCGGCUGCUUUUCUCCCGCAAGUCGAUCGAGGUGGACUCGGGCAUCCCCUAUGAACUGAAAUCCUUCACGGAGAUGCCCAGGAACCCCUGCUACUCACCCCGGGCCUGACCUUCUGCACCCUCCAGGGCCACUGGGCAGCCUCCAGCCCAGCACUUCGGGCAGUGAUGAGUGAAGGGCCAGCAAGCAAGCAUUGCCUUGAAGGAUCACCCGCCCCAAGUGCCGCUGUGCUUCCAAGCAGUGGGGACACCGUGCCCUGCAGCAGGGCUGGUGUUACCAACCUGGCUUGCGGAGCAGCCCUGGCGUUCCAGGGACAUGGCCGAGCCCUUCUGGCAGUGCUGCUCCCACCCUGGACACUUGGCUGUAGCUGUGGGGGGGGGUGAAGAGUUGUGCUGGGGGCUCCGGGUGAGGCUGCCCACGCUGGUCCCGGGAUUGGGAGCAGGAAGUGUGGAAGAGUUUGUAUUUAUUAGUAUUUAUUGUUGCUGGGAGCU
This is a messenger RNA of Neopsephotus bourkii (Bourke's parrot), 7063 nucleotides long. RefSeq names its product atos homolog B (gene ATOSB). The coding region runs from base 4860 to 6683 and encodes 607 amino acids. The transcript has 10 exons. The record is from RefSeq and is a predicted model, not a curated record. Lineage: Eukaryota; Metazoa; Chordata; Aves; Psittaciformes; Psittacidae.